AUGAGAUCUUCCAUCGUUCUUGCUGCCUCUGGCGCCGCCCUCGUCAUGGGCCGUGCCAUCGACCCCCGUGUCCUUGACCCUCGCGCCAUGGAGACCGUUUGGGAUGUCGACUACGUGACUGUCACCGUUACUGAGGGUGACAUCCCAGUCGCUACUCCCACUCCUACUCCUUCCAACCCCGCCAUCUACUACGAGGCUCCUGCUGCCAGCUCCUCCUCUUCCGCCCCCGCUGUGGUUGAGCCCUCUCCCGCUCCGGCCCCCAUCUUCUCGACCGUCACCGUCGAGCCUGCCCAGCCUACCGUCGCUGCUCCUACCAGCGCCCCGGUUGUCGUCGAGCCCGAGACCACUCCCACCCCGACUCCCACCCCUACGCCUACUCCUACCCCGCAGCCUGCCACUUCCGCUCCUGCUGCCGUUUCCACCCCCGCUGCCACCGACGACCUUCAGACCGCUUGCAUCGACUCCCACAACGUCCACCGUGGUAACCACUCUGCCCCUGCUCUGUCCUGGGACGCCGAGAUUGCCGGCUACGCUGCCAUCACUGCUAAGACUUGCGUCUUCGAGCAUGACAUGACCACCGGCGGUGGCGGCUACGGCCAGAACCUUGCCAUGUGGGGUGCUACCGGCUCCGAGUCUCUCGGCGCUGCCAAGGCUGCCCAGAAGGCCAUCACCGAGCAGUGGUACAACGGCGAGCUGAACCUGUACACCGGCUACGGCCAGGCCAGCCCCGACAUGACCGACUUCCUCAAGUGGGGUCACUUCACCCAGAUGGUCUGGAAGGACACCACCACCGUUGGUUGCGCCGUCGAAUACUGCGCCGCCGGUACCCUCAGCUCCAUUGGCAGCUGGUUCACCGUCUGCAACUACAAGAAGCAGGGUAACGUCAUCGGCAGCUUCGACACCAACGUCCUCCCUGCCCUCGGCGAGGCCACUGUCAACGCCAACUAA
Messenger RNA from Colletotrichum siamense, 948 nucleotides. Its product is annotated as putative pathogenesis-related protein. Gene Ontology annotation, cellular component: extracellular region. The record is from RefSeq and is a predicted model, not a curated record. NCBI's taxonomy places the organism in Eukaryota, Fungi, Ascomycota, Sordariomycetes, Glomerellales, Glomerellaceae. The transcript is spliced from 2 exons. Bases 1 to 948 code for a protein of 315 amino acids.